Molecule: messenger RNA, 792 nt
Organism: Ostertagia ostertagi
Lineage: Eukaryota; Metazoa; Nematoda; Chromadorea; Rhabditida; Trichostrongylidae
Source: the annotation of a GenBank genome assembly
AUGUUUCUUGCCAUUAUCUUGUUCUCCCAAGUCGCACUUAUGCUAGGUGAUCUCGCAAAUGGGAAUAUUGUAGAAGGAAUCGGCAAUGACGCACUCGCCUUAUUCACCUUACUAAUAGUCAGCUCCAUAGCAUGUGUCAUUAGUUAUUUUAUGAGAGGUGCGAGGGUUGCGCAGAUUCAUCCCGAUUUGGCUGGUGAUAUCCAAGGAUUCCGAGAUUCGUUCGCGCGAGGUCAUAGCGGCCGUGUAAAUGAUACUAGGAGGGUAGAAGUGGAACGUCCUGAUGCAGUUCAUACAUGUCCGAUCUGCUACGACAACGCUCUCUUCCCUGCACUUACUAACUGUGGUCACGUUUUUUGCUGUGAAUGUAUAAUGGGAUACUGGAGGCAUUCUUCGUCGUUAGUAUCUCCUGUAAAAUGCGCCAUCUGUCGAACGGAGGUCACGGUACUUCUUCCUGUUAACUGGCCUGUGGAUGAGGAGAACACACGUCUUCGAGAAAACAAUAUUGGCCUGAACGACUACAAUAGAAGAUUUUCAGGAGAUCGUCCUUGGCUGGAGUAUUUAUAUGAUGUGCCGGUUUUGAUUCCUUAUAUAGUGCGAAGUUUAUUACGAGUGCUCUUCAUUGCGAUUGGUAUAUUCGCCUAUGUUCUGUCACCAUUCGAUAUAAUCCCAGAAUCGGCUUAUGGACUAAUUGGCCUGGUGGACGAUGUGUUCGUAGCCGUCCUCUUGCUAGUUUAUAUAGCCAUCGCUAUCCGCCACGUCAUGGCUCGCAGAGGAGAAGCUCCACCGGAGUAA